Molecule: messenger RNA, 4111 nt
Organism: Labeo rohita (rohu)
Lineage: Eukaryota; Metazoa; Chordata; Actinopteri; Cypriniformes; Cyprinidae
Gene: arhgap45b
Product: Rho GTPase activating protein 45b
Exons: 23
Coding region: 401-3898 (1165 amino acids)
Biological process (GO): signal transduction; activation of GTPase activity
Cellular component (GO): membrane
Molecular function (GO): GTPase activator activity
Source: RefSeq, a predicted model, not a curated record
GCACAGCAUCUCUCGACUUUUCCUCCUGCCAAUCAUCUUGAUUGACAUUUCACUCUAGCGCUCCUGUUUUCGCCUGGGUUUCGACGUUGCUGAGACAUUUAUGAGUGUUUUUAGGUUUUCCAAACACAAAUGCAGAAUUCAGAUUAUGUAGAGCGUUAUGUUGUUGUGUGAAAAAGAAAGAAAAGGACGGACUAAACUUCCUCAGUGUGAUAUGGCGCAGCAAGGGGCAAGAAGUUCAGGUUGUGCAUUACUUUAAACAUUUUUUCCCGGUUUCAGGGUUUUCUGUAGACUUGAUUACUUUACUUCCAGGUACUUAUUGAGCUUCUGAGGCAUGCAUUGUUUUAAAAGUAUGAAAUAUGAUGGAUAACAGUGUCAGAAGAGUCGAGUUUCUUUUAACGAAAUGUUGAAACGUGGAUCAAGUAGCAAAAGCUACAGUCCUUACGCGACUAGUCAGAGAGUGAAAAAGUCAAACAGCAAAACUAUAUUGGACAUCUUACCAAAUAGACCCAACGUCUGGCUCAAACAGCUCUCCGCUCUUCAAGAACAGCCUCGGAAAGAUGCAGUCGAUGCAGUCAACCCUUCGCCCCAAGCGUCCUCCAGUCUGUCUCCUCCUGUCCUAGAUGUCCCGAUUUCCUGUCCAGGGACCCCUUUGGCCCAGCACACUAAGCUGGUGGGCAGCCCGUCCCCGAUGGGCACCCUGAAGCGGCCGUCUUCUCUGAAUCGUAAUCCGAGCGCCGCAGGUUUCCCCAUCCAGUCUUGGGUUUUCAGUAAAGGUGCUGGAAAAUCCGUCAUUGCCCAGACUCCUUCGCCGGACACGCCUGAGACUACAGUGGCGAUUGAGGUGGAAGACAUCCCGUCAUUGCUACGCAUAGUGGAACGGUUUGCCAAAGCGGUGGAGAAAUUGAAAGAUGUCGUGCUUGAAGACAAACAGGAGAAUCGUCGUCCAUUGGCCCAUGAGUGUUUGGGGGAAGUGUUGCGCAUCCUGCGGCAGGUCAUCAGCAUGUACCCGCUCCUCAACACAGUGGAGACGCUCACGGCUGCCGGCAAACUCAUCUCACAGGUCAAAGGAUACCACUAUGAAGUGUGCAAUGAAGCAGACAAAAAAGAUUUUGAGAAGGCAAUCGAGACCAUCGCUGUCGCCUUCAGCAGCAAUGUGUCAGAGCUGCUGAUGGGAGAGGUGGACAGCAGCACGCUGUUGUCGGUGUUGCCGUCUGAGAAGAGCAGGUCUAUGGAGAACCUGUCGGGUCACGAGUCUUCACACACACGGAGUGAUUCGUCUGAGCUGGUGAUGAGCGCUGAAGAGGUGGACAUUAUACUGCAGCGCAGUGAAGGAGGAGUGGACUCGGCUCUGACGUACGCUAAAACAAUCUCCAAAUACAUGAAGGAUCUAAUCGGUUACGUUGAGAAAAAGCUUGCACUAGAGCUGGAGUUCUCCAAGGGCUUACAAAGGAUCUAUCAGUCUUGUAAACAGACCAUCACACAGCCACACAUGCCCUUCUUCUCCAUCUACUCUCUGGCUCUGGAGCAGGACCUGGAGCAGAGCUCUGGGAUGCAUCAAGCCGCCUCCACCCUGCAGAACCAGACCUUCAUCAUGCCUCUGCUGCUCCGCAAACAAGAGCAUGAGAAGAAACGCAAGGAGAUCAAAGAGCAGUGGCUGAAGGCAAAGAGAAAACUGAUGGAGUGUGAAGCCAACCUGCGCAGGGCCAAACAGUUCUACAUGACCCGCUGCGAAGAGUACGACAAGGCCAGGACGGCGGCUAACAGAGCCGAGGAGGAGGGCGGCAGUUCUACCACCAAAACGGUAGACAAGAAGAAACGGCUGGAGGAAGAGGCCCGCAACAAGGCUGAGGAGGCCGAGGCCACGUACAGGACGUGUAUCGCAGAUGCCAUCACACAACACCAGGAGCUGGAGCACAUAAAGGUCACCGUCCUGCGGCAGAUUCAAGAGGUCAUCAAACAGAGCGACCAGACCAUCCGCUCGGCCACCAUCUCCUACUACCAGAUCAUGCACAUGCAGACGGUAGCGCUGCCGGUGCACUAUCAGACGCUGUGUGAGAGCAGUAAACUGUACGACCCGGGACAGCAGUACGCCACGCACGUCAAAGACCUUCAGAUGAACGAAGAGCCCGAGACGCAUUACGAGUUUGAGGCCUACUCUGCCUCCUCCAGCCAGGCGUCAGCCAGAGCUCGUGCCGACAGCGCUAACGCUGAGGCUCACGGCAGUCCUGAAGCGCCGUCCACCACGGGAGAAACGGCAGAUACGAGCUCCUCUCAUAAAGAUGAACAGAAGAGAGCUCGAGGUCACAUGACCCACAAAUCCUGGGGCUCCACAGUGAGUGACACAGACAGUGUGGGAGGAGGAAGUGGCCUGGGAUCCCCAACCACCAGCACGGGUGACAUAAGUAAAAUGGCUCGAACAUCGUCUACAGGAACAAUGUCAUCAAACGAAGACCCAGAUGAGAAAGACACAAAUGUUACUUCCUUUGAAACACCAAAUAUAAACGGCAUCGAGCCUGAGAUCGUGGUUCCCACCGGGCCGUUCCGGAACGUGGGUCUGUCAAAAGCCGCUCAGACGCACAAACUGCGUAAACUGCGCUCCCCGUCCAAAUGCAGAGAAUGCGACAGCUACGUUUAUUUCCAGGGAGCAGAGUGUGAGGAGUGUUUCCUGGCCUGUCACAAACGCUGCUUGGAGACUUUGGCUAUUCAGUGUGGCCAUAAGAAACUCCAGGGUCGCCUUCAGCUGUUCGGGCAGGAUUUCUUGCAGGUGUCCGGCAACAGUCCCGACGGGGUCCCCUUCAUCAUCAAAAAGUGCAUCGGUGAGAUCGAGAGAAGAGCUUUGAGAAUGAAGGGCAUUUAUCGAGUGAACGGGGUGAAGACGCGGGUGGAGAAGCUGUGCCAGGCGUUUGAGAACGGCAAAGAGCUGGUGGAGCUGUCACAGUCCUCGCCACACGACAUCAGUAAUGUACUGAAGCUUUACCUGCGACAGCUUCCAGAGCCCAUCAUGCCCUUCCGUCUCUACAACAGUCUGAUGGGUCUGGCGAAGGAAAGCCUGGCCGUGGUGGGUCCAGAGGGAGCCGAGACGGGCAAAGGGCCCGACCUGGUGGAUCUCGGCCCUGAGACGGACCCUGAACUCUUGGCCCUCGUGGACCGACUCAGGAAUCUCCUCAAAGAGCUGCCCAAACCAAACACCGCCACUCUCCGCUACAUAGCGCGCCACCUGAGAAGGAUUGCAGAACUGGAAGAUGACAAUAAGAUGAGCCCCAGCAAUCUGGGCAUCGUGUUUGGCCCCUCACUGAUGCGGCCCCGGCCCUCAGGGGCCACGGUGUCUCUGUCGUCUCUGGUGGAUUACCCGUACCAGGCUCGAAUAGUGGAGACCCUCAUUGUGUUUUAUCCUGCCAUUUUUCAUUAUGAUUCCAGUCGUCCUGCAUACACCAGCAGUACCCGCACACAGUCCCUACAGCAGGAAAGCAGCGUUGAUGAAGAACACUGUUCAAAUGAUGAACAUGGAGUCACAGAUGAACCCGGCGCUGCAGAAUCAGACAAGUUUGAGGGCCUUGAGAGUUCAACAGGAACCCCUGGUUCUCUGGAACACAGUCUGGACUCGGAUUCGGAUGCAGACGAGGAACGAGGCCGAGUUGAACUCCAGCCCCCCAGCCCUACAGACCAGCCGCUCGACUCGACCACCGAAACCCAAAUGAGGCCGCCCAUCCUCCUCGUGAACCUGCAGUGUCCCUCCAGCGCAAAUAACAGCGGCGACCCCCCAGCCCUCCCCGAGAGCGAGCCGCCCGAGUUAGACGAAUCAGAAGAACCUCCAACGAGCUCGCUGGCAGCGUUAAAUAUCAAUCAGAGUAACAACAACAACAUCAAAACACUCACGACAGCCACGGUUUGUCUGUGACGGUCCGAUGUGGUUUUUAAAAUGCGUUUUAAUAUUUAAAAUACUUCGCCUUAGAAUCCUGCAAUUUUCAGAUGGUUUUUAGCUUUAUUUUACAAACACAAUGGUACGCUUCUGGUAUCAUCAUGCAUUCUUCUCAUUGUUGAUGAAUAUCUCUAUUGUUAAAUUUUAUAUGUUGUGCUUGUCUUUUAAUAAUAAAAAAAAUGAGUGAUUUCA